Messenger RNA from Salarias fasciatus (jewelled blenny), 1792 nucleotides. RefSeq names its product solute carrier family 25 member 29-like (gene slc25a29l). The transcript is spliced from 4 exons. Gene Ontology annotation, cellular component: mitochondrion. Gene Ontology annotation, molecular function: high-affinity L-arginine transmembrane transporter activity. Lineage: Eukaryota; Metazoa; Chordata; Actinopteri; Blenniiformes; Blenniidae. The record is from RefSeq and is a predicted model, not a curated record. The coding region runs from base 560 to 1477 and encodes 305 amino acids. Gene Ontology annotation, biological process: mitochondrial L-ornithine transmembrane transport.
UGGGGUUCCUGGGGGUCGUGACCCCGCAGGCUGCAGGGUCCCAGUGAUAAGGCUGUUGAUUCUGGAGACAGACUCCCCCCCCCCCCCCCCCGCGGAUCAGCCAAUGGCGGCGGGGGGCGUGGGGCCGCUGAGGGAGGUGUCCGCUGGCCGCUCAGCGGAUUGGACGCUUUAAAAAGGGCAGAGUGUGUGUGAGUGUGUGUGUGUGUGUGUGUGUGAACAGCGACAGGAAUAGAAAGGUUUGUGUUGAGGUUCUCCGGGAGUUCACAGCACGAGGACACCGGCAGCAGGAGAAGCGAACCGGCAACCGGGAGCAGAACACCGGGAGCAGGACACCGGGAGCAGAACACCGGGAGCAGGACACCGGGAGCAGGACACCGGGAGCAGGACACCGGGAGCAGGACACCGGGAGCAGAACACCGGGAGCAGGACACCGGGAGCAGGACACCGGGAGCAGAACACCGGGAGCAGGACACCGGGAGCAGAACACCGGGAGCAGGACACCGGGAGCAGGACACCGGGAGCAGGAGCCGGGGGGCGGGAGGCCGGUACCGGGAGGAGCAUGGCGCUGGACUUCGCCGCCGGCUGUAUCGGGGGUGCUGCUGGUGUGCUGGUGGGACACCCGUUUGACACCGUGAAGGUGAGGCUCCAGGUGCAGAAUGUGGACAGGCCUCUGUACCGCGGGACGUUCCACUGCUUCCAGUCCAUCGUCCGGCAGGAGUCUGGACUCGGCCUGUACAAAGGCAUCGGCUCCCCCAUGAUGGGCCUGACCUUCAUCAACGCCAUCGUGUUCGGCGUGCAGGGCAACGCCAUGCGGAAGCUGGGCAGCGACACGCCUCUGAACCAGUUCCUGGCCGGAGCGUCGGCCGGCGCCAUCCAGUGCGUCAUCUGCUGCCCGAUGGAGCUGGCCAAGACCCGCAUGCAGAUGCAGGGAACCGGGGAGAAGAAGUCCAAGAGGAAGCUGUACAAGAACUCCCUGGACUGCCUGGUGAGGAUCUACCGCCGCGAGGGAGUGCGCGGGAUCAACCGCGGCAUGGUGACCACGCUGCUGCGGGAGACCCCCGGCUUCGGCGUCUACUUCCUGACGUACGACGUGCUGACGCGCUCGCUGGGCUGCGAGCCCGAAGACCCCUACAUGAUCCCCAAGCUGCUGUUCGCCGGCGGCACGUCGGGCAUCGCCUCCUGGCUGUCCACCUACCCCGUGGACGUCAUCAAGUCCCGCCUGCAGGCCGACGGCGUGGGCGGAGUCAACCAGUACAGCGGCAUCGCCGACUGCGUCCGCCAGAGCCUUCGGAAGGAGGGGUGGAGGGUGUUCACCCGGGGGCUGACCUCCACGCUGCUGCGGGCCUUCCCCGUCAACGCCACCACCUUCGCCACCGUCACGCUCUUCCUGCUGUACAUGCGCGACGGCGAGGAGUGCGGCCUGCGGGACCCGGAGCCGGCGGCCGUGCAGCCGGCGCCGGCGCUGCAGAGCCUGUGAGCCGCCGGUCCGGCCGCAGACGGGGAAGCGCUUCGCCGUGGCGCCGUUUUAAAGAAGGACUGAGCAGCAGGUGUUUCUCUGGAGGGCUGCUGCAGCCGAAGACGUUCCGGAACAUCGAGUCCGUCCCGGGCUCUGCAGGCCCCAUCCCACCCUGUGGCGGCAGGUUCUGGCCAGCGGACCUUAUGUUUAGACCCUGUGUCCUCUGUGUGGACGUGUCCCUCGCCGCAGUGCUCCUACUGUCUAUUUAAGUAAUAUAUUUUUGGAUUGAAGUUGCGUCUGUACAUAGAUCUGGCUGUUUGUACAUAUUGAGGUGAA